AUGUCGACGAUCACACAGGCUGUAGAACUCCUAAUGCAAAUGUUUGAUAAGUACAUUGAAAGAGAAGAUGUCUGGAACACCCUGACCAAGAGAGAACCAGUUGAACUGGUCCGCAAAGAAUACCCUGAGGCAGACAAAAACUCAGCUGAAGUGGACAGUAUCCUCAAAAAGCUUGAUGCUGACAGUGAUGGCCAAGUUACUUUCAAGAAGGUUUUCCAUAUUGUAAAAGACUCCAACCUAAUGUCCAGCACAUCAGAGAUCACACAGGCAAUGCAACUCUUCAAGGCUACCUUCGAUGACUACGCUCAAAAGAACAAAUACACUUUGACCAAAAUAGAAAUGUGUUUACUGCAACACAAAGAGUUUCCUGACACAUCCUCAUCUUUUGAUACUGUGGACCAUGUCUUCCACCAGCUGGAUGGCUUUGUGAGUGACUCUAGCAUCAGACACAGACACCAAAAGCCACUUUAA
Epinephelus fuscoguttatus (brown-marbled grouper) is the source of this 471-nucleotide messenger RNA. RefSeq lists its product as uncharacterized. The coding region runs from base 1 to 471 and encodes 156 amino acids. The transcript has 4 exons. Lineage: Eukaryota; Metazoa; Chordata; Actinopteri; Perciformes; Serranidae. Gene Ontology annotation, molecular function: calcium ion binding. The record is from RefSeq and is a predicted model, not a curated record.